Messenger RNA from Frieseomelitta varia, 3924 nucleotides. RefSeq lists its product as uncharacterized. The record is from RefSeq and is a predicted model, not a curated record. The transcript is spliced from 8 exons. The coding region runs from base 1384 to 3924 and encodes 846 amino acids. NCBI's taxonomy places the organism in Eukaryota, Metazoa, Arthropoda, Insecta, Hymenoptera, Apidae.
UCGUGUCAGUUAUAUCUCGGCAGCGAGAGCCGUCAGGCACACGGGUGUUUCGAUGCUCGCCGUUCGUUCAAAAUCCUCGUGCGUCUUGAUAUACGCACGAUUUACAGCGAUACUGCUUGUGUUGGUAUAAACAAAAAUCCACAGAAUCUCGGUAACCACAAGUGUCCUAUCGUCGAAGACUGUCGUCGUUGUUUUCCGUAAUUUCCCUUUUCGGAGCGAUAUCCAGAGUAAUUUCGAAAGUUGGCACAUCGUUCGAGAACGAUAGAGAGUCUCGUGGUUUGGACGAUCAAAUCAUGACAGUCGCUUCUUUGGAUUCUGGCUCGACGACAUUUCUCGUGACACUGCGUGCAUUUGAUUCGUCUCCGCGCGUGGACUCCGCUCUGCAAAAACGAAGGAUUUCAAGGUUAAGUUUAUUUCCUGACACGUGAUCUUACAAUAUACGUGCGACGAAUCGAACGUUCGACCGUGGUUUCGUAUACGUCAUUUCGCAGAGUAACGAUUUCGAUCGAUCGAAUGGACACUGGGUUUAAUGUUUAUCGAUCGUACCACGCGUGUCGGUAGUAUCGUUGACGUGCACGGCCGGAUGCAGUUACAAUCGAGACGCUAUAAUGAAUUACGCAAGAGAUCAAACUACGCUGAUACCGAGAUUUUGUUUAGUUUCCACGUACUAUCCUUACGCGUUGAUGCGUGGAUCGCGAUUCAUUUAUUUCUCGUGACGGCCGGUGAAAACGCGAGUGCCUCGUACAUCGGAAAUCGUACGCGAUACUCGACACGAGCGCGAAGAGAUAUUUUGUAAAAUCGUGUUACGAGUGUCGAAUCGUGUUCGUUUCUAACACAAAACAGUGAGAUCUCAGGUAGAAGUUUCGAAUAGAAACGUACGCACUGUUCCAUUAGAAGUGAAUGGCGAUUUGUUAUCGAAACGGCACGUAGUUUGUCACGUCGAUUUGUACGCGAGGUGUGUCGUUUCCCCUGGCUAUUAACGUACGCGAAGCGCAUCUUGUCGAUUCUCUUCUUCCUUUCCUUUGCCGCGCUGACGCGAGAAUCUCGCGCGAAGUGAACAGCAUUCGUAUAGGUUAGACCGUCGCGCGGGAAAAGUGGCGCCAUUGACGGGCCACGUUCAAAUUCGACGUUGACUUUUUACCACGUGACCCGCGUACGCGCCACCAUCGUGCGCUGCAUCUUCGUUUUGAGAUCGAGAUGCCGAGAAAUUUCGAUAAUCGAAUAGUCGUGUUAUGGCCGGACGUUUGCGAAUCCGAACGCUGACGGUGUGUUAACCUUUGAAAUUUGUUCGUGAGACGGUGACAAGCUGUAGAAAGGUGUGAAAGUAACGGGAUAAUUCUGCAAGACAACCCCACGAGUGAAUCGGGAGCUGGAAAAAUCGUCAUGGCGUACGUGCUCUGGCGGGUGUUUAUGAAGAAAUACUCCAAGGUGCGGCUCGGGCUCAGGAAUCUGCCUGUGAUACCGGCAGAGCGCCGCGGGCCGGAGCGAGAGGAGACCUGGACAUUAGCCCCGGACCAGCGCGAUCUUUGUUCAUUCUUCGACGACGUCUCCGACGUGAAAUCGAAGUCGGUGCACGACACGGAUGCCGGGCAAUCUCGGAUCGUCGGUGACACUGGCGAGGCGAGUAGCGAGCAGCAGCCUGAAGGUGGCACCUUGCCGCGAAGCCAGGAAACGAGAAAGAGCAAGACCAAGAAAGUGAAGAGCUACCUGAGGAAGUGCAAGGGUGCUCUUUCCAAAGGCGACGAAGGUUCCUCGGACAAGAAACGGCCGGAAGUCUGUACCUCCUGGUACCUGGACGAAUCUCACCAGGAGGACCUCGACGUCCUCCUGCAGAAACAGUCGGAAUACCUGGACGAGAGGAUCGCGGAGACGGAGGAAGCAUCGAGUCCGACGGCGAACGAUACUUUGGAGGGCGUUCGGUCGUCGAACGACAAUCCUCCGACGAGUUCCGCGAAAAAUGACAAUCCCGACGAGUCGGAGGACGAACCUCUCGCGAGACUAACCGAGGACGAGGCGAACGAAAGCAACGAGGCUGACCUAAGAAGAAGCCGGACGUCCGUGUACGAGGAUGCGAGAGACUCGUUGAACGACCGGGAGUGCACGGUGGAUGAGUGUGGCUCCUGCGUGUCUGGCACGGCCGAGAGAAACGACGCGGUGUCGCUGGAGACCCUCACCACGGAAGACACGAAUUUGAACAAGUGCGACUCGAACGACACUCUGAUCGCGGAAUUGGCGGCCAGCGGGCCGGAUAGCCCGCCGUUGGUCGAAGAGGGGAAUAAGGAGGAAACGGGCGACGUGAAGGAGGUGGACGGCGAAACACUGAACGCUCUGUCUCCGCUCGGGGGUCGCGGAGACGUCGCCUCGCUGGUCCGGAACUUGCUCGGCCCGAUUUACGGCGACGGCGUUAUCAAUCUGCUGAUAAGGCAGGCCCGGGACAUCCUCGUGUGCGCUUAUCACGGCAACUUGGAGAACUUCCUCAAGACUUAUCUGUCACCGGCCGCGUCUCUGCUGGCGGAAGUGAAGUCCGCCGCCUCCGAAACGGGGAACGAGUCGGUGGUACCGGAAGGCUGGCCUCUGACGUUGGGCAGACGUGGCCUCGUCCUGCAGCUAGGAGAGCUCGAAGCCUCCGCGCUACGUCUCGGGGAAUGUUACCUCUGCAUACGCAGCUCGGCUGCAGUUGCAACCACCUCGGGGAGCGGCGAAGUUGCCGCUGGUGAAACCGACGAGCGAAAUACCGUCGAGAUCGCAGUAGUUUGGCGAACGACGUCGAUGAGGGCCCCAGGAUUCCUCGGCUGGGACCGCGAGGAGGAGUUCAUGGACUGGCGGGAGGUGUCUCGAAAGGGGCAGGGGAGCACCGGUGCGGCGAGCAGCAACCUGGUGGCCGGGCUGCAAUCGUCGAGCACCGCGAGGAGUAUGCGGCCCAGGCGACGCUCGCGCGAGGAAGCGCGCUCGAGGACGCGAGAGCAGGGCUGCGCGUUCGAGCACCGCCGCGAGGAGACCCGUUCGAUCGACCGACUCGAGUGCAACAGCUCGAACGAGAAUCGCCGCCGCACAGAGGACACCGCGAUGGACGCUGGCCACGCGGUCAUGAAAUCCAGGUCAACGUCGAGCGUUGGCACGUGGAAGCCUACGGAGCUGCUGGACGCUGAGACGAACGGCUCCGACGACCACUCUUCUAGUUUCUCCAGCGACGAGAACCGCGCUGGCGAAGUGAACAGGUGCGCCAAGGUCGUCUCGUCGAUGACCAUGGAGAAGUGGAAGGAGACGGCCAGGUGCGAGACAAGGAGCAGAGCGUUGACGCCCGGCGAUCUGAAGACGCCGCUGCGGCUGGACGAGGCGGUGCUCGGGCAGAGGCAGGACGGAAACGCGGAGAACAGGCUGCAGAACAGCCAGCGGAACGUGGACGACGUCGGUGACGACGAGCUGCCGGCGUUCAUCGGGAAUCUUUUGGUCUCGGUCGAGAGGAAGAUCGAGAGGGUCUCGCUGGACGAUUUGACAUUCCCCUGUCCGGCCUGCAGGAACAUUGACAUCGACGACCCUCUGCUGGGUUGCAGGUGCGCCGGUGACGACUGCACUUGCGGCAACGGGGAGGACGCUUGCGAUUGUUCGUCCUCGGCGAACGCGAGGGAAGAACAGUCGACGAGGAGCUUCGAGAUCGCCGGGAUCAAGCACAUCGACAGCGACGACGAGGAGGAAGUUCGGAUGGGAUUCGGAACGAAAAAGAGAGUGGACGACGUGGUAGCGCCCAGGACCAUUCACGACAUACCGGAACACGUUCUCACGUGCGGCCUCACGCUUCCCGGUUACACGGACGCUAACGGCAGACCUGUUCUCGAGUUCGAGGACGAAUCGUCCAGAAGGGAGGCGCUCUCAGUCAAAGAAGUUUCGUCGUUUCUACUCUAUCUCGCACGUUUGCCCAGGUAG